This is a messenger RNA of Acaulospora morrowiae, 153 nucleotides long. The record is from the annotation of a GenBank genome assembly. Lineage: Eukaryota; Fungi; Glomeromycota; Glomeromycetes; Diversisporales; Acaulosporaceae.
UAAUAUGCAAUCAACCGACCUUCAAGACUUAUUAAUGUGUGAACCAUAUUUCGAGGACUUCACUACUACGAACGCGCUGGGGAGUAAUGAUUCCUCGAGCGUACAACUUCCAUCGGCAACUUUAUCAGAAUUUGAAGCUCAAAUUCAAGCAAU